This is a messenger RNA of Cynocephalus volans (Philippine flying lemur), 1595 nucleotides long. It is a transcript of the gene DPEP3, whose product is annotated as dipeptidase 3. NCBI's taxonomy places the organism in Eukaryota, Metazoa, Chordata, Mammalia, Dermoptera, Cynocephalidae. The transcript has 10 exons. Gene Ontology annotation, molecular function: metallodipeptidase activity. Gene Ontology annotation, biological process: proteolysis. The record is from RefSeq and is a predicted model, not a curated record. Bases 115 to 1527 code for a protein of 470 amino acids.
CCCUCCUCGCGAGUCCGCAGCGCUGUUUCACCUACAUCGACUGUCGGGACCCCAUCGUCGCCUUCUGCCCUUCACCCGCCCCACUCAAGCUCCCGCCACCGGCCCCUGCGCAACAUGCAGCCCACGGGCCUCGAGAGUCCCCACGCGCACGGCCGGUGGCCUCUGCUGCUCCUGCUCCUGCUCCUGCUGCUGCUGCCGCUGCCCAUAACCUGCACCUGGACCACGCCGGGGACACCCAGCGCCCUCACCGUGCCAGGCACCCCGAGCACCCCAACCACACCAGGAGACCCCAGCGCGGUGGGCCUGGAGGGGCGCGUGCGGGCCCUGAUGCGGAACUUCCCGCUCGUGGACGGCCACAACGACCUGCCCCUGCUCCUGCAACAGCUUUUCCAGAACAGGCUACAGGAUGUUAACCUGCGCAAUUUCAGCCAAGGCCAAACCAACCUAGACAGGCUUAGAGAUGGCUUCGUGGGCGCUCAGUUCUGGUCGGCCCACGUCCCAUGCCACACUCAGGACCAGGACGCCGUGCGCCUCACCCUGGAGCAGAUUGACCUCAUUCGCCGCAUGUGUGCCUCAUACCCUGAACUGGAGCUUGUGACCUCGGCUGAAGGUCUGAACAGCACUCAAAAGCUGGCCUGCCUCAUUGGUGUGGCAGGGGGUCACUCACUGGACAGCAGCCUCUCUGUGCUACGCAGUUUCUACCUGCUGGGAGUGCGCUAUCUGGCGCUCACCUUCACCUGCAGCACACCCUGGGCAGAGAGUUCCAGCAAGUUCAGACACCACUUCUAUGCCAACGUCAGUGGGUUGACAAGCUUUGGUGAGAAAGUGGUGGGGGAAAUGAAUCGCCUGGGCAUGAUGAUAGACUUGUCCUAUGCAUCAGACACCUUGGUGAGGCGGGCCCUCGAGGUGUCGCGGGCUCCUGUGAUCUUCUCCCACUCAGCUGCCAGAGCCGUGUGCGACAACUUGCUGAAUGUUCCUGAUGACAUCCUGCAGCUUCUGAAGAAGAAUGGUGGCAUCGUGAUGGUGACACUGUCCGUGGGGGUGCUGCAGUGCAACCUAUUUGCUAAUGUGUCCACCGUGGCAGAUCACUUUGACCACAUCAGGGCAGUCAUUGGAUCUGAGUUCAUCGGAAUUGGUGGAAAUUAUGAUGGGUCUGGCCGGUUCCCUCAGGGGCUGGAGGAUGUGUCCACAUACCCCGUACUGAUAGAGGAGUUGCUGAGUCGUGGCUGGAGUGAGGAAGAGCUUCAAGGUGUCCUUCGAGGAAACCUGCUGCGGGUCUUCAGACAAGUGGAAUGGGUGAGAGAGGAAAACAGUGGGCAGAAGCCUGUGGAGGGUGAGUUUCCAGACAGGCAUCUGAGGAAGUCCUGCCACUCCCACCUCCUGCCUCAGCCUCAGAAGGGACACCUGGACGUGACCAAGUGGCCAACCAGUCAGGUCCUCCAGACACCCUCAAAAGCCUCCCCACACCUUGGUCCAGGCUUCGUGGCUACUGCCACCCUCCAAGUUGUCAUCCUGUGUCUCUGGUGACCUGGCCAGUUUCCCCAGGGGUCACUGUGGAGGAGUCUCACAAAGUCCCCCUCUUAGUCAUCCAGGCA